This is a messenger RNA of Apaloderma vittatum (bar-tailed trogon), 1377 nucleotides long. It is a transcript of the gene HYAL4, whose product is annotated as hyaluronoglucosaminidase 4. NCBI's taxonomy places the organism in Eukaryota, Metazoa, Chordata, Aves, Trogoniformes, Trogonidae. Gene Ontology annotation, biological process: carbohydrate metabolic process; hyaluronan catabolic process. Gene Ontology annotation, molecular function: hyalurononglucosaminidase activity. The record is from RefSeq and is a predicted model, not a curated record.
AUGACAGCUGCCAGUGGUGUGGCCGAAGGCAGCCGUACUGCUAACCGAGGGCAGGCAAAGGUUGCACAGAUGCACAAGAAGCCUUUCACAGCUUCCUGGAAUGUGACAGACCUAUGCUCCCUAACGUACCAUGCUGUAUUGAAACUGAGAAUGUUCCAUAUGAUUGGAAGCCCAUUUGCUAAAGCAAGAGACCAGAAUGUGACCAUGUCUUAUUUUAAUAGACUCAGCUAUUAUCCUUGGUACAUAUCACAGGCAGUCCCCAUUAAUGGUGGCCUAUCCUAGAACUUCAGUUUGCAAACUCAUCUGGAAAAAAAGUCUGUACGCUAUUACAUCCCAGCUGAGGACUUCAGUGGAUUAGCUGUCAUAGACUGAGAGCACUGGAGACUGCAGUGGGCUCACAACUGGAAUAUAAAAGAAGUCUACAGAAGAAAGCCCAGGAAACUCAUAAAAAAAAUGGAAGGGAAUAUUUCAGCAAAUGGUGUCGAACAUUUAGCUGCAGUUUCCUCUCAAAAAAGUGCAAAAGCUGUUAUGAAGGAAACAAUUCCAUUAGGAAUGAAAAGCAGAUCAAAAGGCCUGUCGUGAUACGAUUUAUACCCUGACUGUCAAAGUUAAAAUUUCCAUGAUCAGAACUACACUGAUUCCUGUCCAAAGAAUGAAGUUUUGAGGAACAAUGAACUUUCCUGGCUCUGGGAUAGCAGUGCAGCCCUGUAUCCUUCCAUUGGUAUUAAGAAACCUGCUGGAAACAGUCAAAAGUAUUUAUACUUUUCUCAGUUUAGGUUCAGUAAUUCCAUGAGAAUUUCCUCUGUGACAUCCCAAGACCAUUCUUUGCCCAUAUUUGUGUAUGCUUGACUUGGUUAUAGAGAUGAACUUUUAUUAUUUCUUUCUAUGGCAAGCAUUUUUUGCUGGAACAACAGUGCCCUGGGAACUGCAGGCAUUGUUAUUUGGCAAGAUAUGAAUCUAACUUUCUUAGAGAGAAACUGCAGAGAAGUGCAAAAAUUGGUUGAUUCAGAAUUAGUGCCCUACAUUAGCAAUGUCACAGGAGCAGCUGACGUGUGCAGCAGCCAUCUUUGUCAGGACAAUGGAUGAUGUGUGUGAAGAACCUCGAGAGCCUCAACAUAUCUACAGUUGAAUCUUAAGAGCUUCUGGAUAGAUGCUUCAGAGGACCAAGGAUUUAUUUUGGGAGGAGAAGCAUCAAAUGCAGAUCUGUAAAUAACGGCAGAGACAUCUGUCUGCCACUGUUGUCAGGAUUAUGAAGGAACUGACUGGGGGGGAGUUAAAGUUGCUGAUGACCACCCAGGGAGCUCUGCAGACUCUGUCUCUCCUAGAAGAUAUGCAGGGAUCUGGCUACUUCCUCUGCAUUUGGCAAAUCUUCUCUAA